This is a messenger RNA of Chara braunii, 1525 nucleotides long. The record is from the annotation of a GenBank genome assembly. Lineage: Eukaryota; Viridiplantae; Streptophyta; Charophyceae; Charales; Characeae.
GCGUUGCAAGAUCCCAGCUGAGGGGGACAGCAGUCAGUCAACUCCAUCACUCAUAGUAGCGAUCUGAUGAAGAAGACGAAGGAAGAAAAGAAGACGACACUGCCACGUAGGCGCAAAAGGCAGGAGCCAGAGGAGAACGAGAAUGAAGCGGACAGUAAUGGUGAUGGCGCUUCAAAACGAAGGAGGCGGGAACCUCCUCUUCGAGAGAAGUCAUCUUCAUGUCCACCUGGAGAGAAUGCAUCUCCAUCUCCACAUGGAGAUGAGGCAUCCCCGUCUCCAGGUGGAGCCAAGGCAUCCCCAUCUCCACGUGGUGAGAAGGGGGGAUCUCCAUCUCCAGGUGGAGAGAAUGCAUUGCAGCUGCCAUCUACAGACAAGCUGGUGGGUGAGGGUCCUCGUUGUUCACGUCCCGUGAUUCUGUUUGCUCAUGGAGCAGGUGCAGGAUCAUCAUCUGAUUGGAUGGUCAAGUGGAAAUCUCUUCUGGAAUCCUUCACGAAUGCUGUUAAAGUCAUUACCUUUGACUACUCCUAUAUGAAGGCGAAAGGCGACCGGAGGAGAGCUGCACCACCAAAGGCUGAGCGGCUUGUCAAUGAGCAUGUCGAGCAGCUAGAGAAGGCUGUGUCUGCUUUUCCCAGUCAUCCAGUUGUCUUAUGUGGCAAGUCGAUGGGGUCGCGUGUAGGGUGCAUGGUCGGUGGAAGUGCGGAAUGGGCGAGCCGUGUGUCAUCGAUCGUGUGUUUGGGAUAUCCCCUUCGUGGAAUCAACGGCAAGGUUCGUGACGAGACGCUCGUGGAGCUCAAGGUGCCGGUUCUCUUCAUCCAGGGGGAUAAGGACAGCCUUUGUCCUCUGGAGAAGCUGAAGGAUGUUAGAACUCGGAUGACUGCAGAGAGUGAGCUGUAUGUCGUUGAUGGCGGGAACCACUCAUUGGAUGUUAGUGCCAAAGUGCGUCGCGAUAAGGGAAUUGAUCAGGACCAGGCCGACAAGAUGGUCGCUGAAACGAUUGCGAAGUUUCUUCGCCGCGUCAUCUGACAUUCUGGCGAGGGCAAUGAUUCAGUUUCCGGGCACCCGGUCAAUGCCACCGUGAACCGAUCUCUUCGACAAGGAAGAGUAUUACCUAUCCUUCCUCAAACUGGUACGAUCAAAAAGCAACCUUGAUGACAUGAGGAUCACAUUACCGGCACCAGCACCUUAGCUGUUCUUUAAGUUCUCUGUUGAAGAUCGAUAACGACUUCAUGACGAUGGUCCCAGGAAGGGUUUUGGUAAGAAGAGGGGCGGAAGGCAGAGGCUGGGAUGCCAAUGCUGUACGGUAGGGGCAAUCAGGGGUACAGCUAAGGAAGGGUUGAGGAUUUUACUCCCUUGUAUUUGUUUUUGUUUAAUGAAAAGGAAGCUACCGGUUAGUCAUAAAUAAAGCAAGGCCAUGUCAGAAAAUCAGCCAGGCUCUUAACGCACAAGUACAGUUGACUGCAAGAAUAGAACAAAUGAAUUGGUGCUAUCAAAAACUUGGUGAACAUAACAAAGGGAUAAGGUGUUA